UCUCAUACAUCUGCACAUCGUAGAAGAAAUAGUCACCAUGGCACCCCCAAAGGAGAAUGUUCAGGAUCAGAUCAAGGAUGCUGACAAUGUAACCAAGUACAAGGCUGCGGCCGAAGUAGUGAAGGUUGUAUUAAAGGAGGUCGUAGACAUGUGUAAGGAGGGAUGCUCUGUUGUGGAAAUCUGUGCUGUAGGGGACAGUCGUGUCAACGAGGAGGCACAGAAGGUGUACAAGAAGGGUUACACUGACGAAGAGAGUGGCAAGACGAAGCAGAUCCCUCGAGGUGUUGCUUUCCCCGUCUGCAUUACGCUGAAUGAAAUGGUAUGUCACUACUCACCCCUCCGCUCCGACGAGGGCGUCACGCUAAAGGACGGCGAUGUGGUAAAGAUUGAUAUGGGAGCACAUGUAGACGGAUUCAUGGCUCUUGCUGGUACCACUAUCGUUGUAGGAGCGGACGCUACAUCACCUGUCACUGGCCCUGCUGCUGAUGUGAUUAUGGCUGCAUACAAUGCCUCCGAGGCUGUGCUCCGAACCAUUAAGGCUGAAAAGACCAACUUCGACUGCACCGAGCUAAUCGAUCAAGUCGCUGAAGAGUACGGUGUCAAGGCCGUUACCGGUAUGGUGUCAUACCAAAUCUCUAAGAACGAGAUAGCUGGUGCAGAGGCUAAGGUUAUCCCGCAGGCGCCCGAUGCCGAGCGAAGAGCACAGACAAAGAAGGCCGAAUUUGAGGUUGGAGAUGUGUUCGCCAUCGACAUCAUUAUGAGCACUGGAGAUGGCAAGCCAGUGGAGAAGGGAGGACGUACCACCGUGUUCAAGAAGACCAACACACGAUUCACGCUCAGAAUGGCUACCAGUCGUGCCGUGUACAGUGAAAUCAGCAACAACUUCACAACGAUGCCUUUCUCUUUAAGAGCAUGCACCGACGAGAAGAAGGCCCGAAUGGGUAUCGUCGAGUGUCAGAAGCAAGGAUUAGUAGAGUCAUACCCUGUCAUGAGCGACAAGGAAGGUGCCUUGGUUGCCCAGUUCAAGUACACAGUUAUGCUUACAAGCAACGGUGUUGUUCGCUUGACUCCAUCUAUUUUCGAUGCUGAAUCUGUUAAAUCCGAGAAGUCUAUCGAGAAGGAGGAGCUCAAGGCACUGCUUGCCGAGGAGAUGGAGGUGAAGAAGAAAAAGACGAACAAGAAAAAGAAGCCCAAAGCCAAGACAGCAACCACUGAGGCAUAAACGUGUACUAAUCUAGAUAAAUAUUCAACGCAACAUCUUCCAACUAAGAAAAUUUCUUGAGUAGUACAAAGCUAUACACAGAUGUACAUAAUAUUGUUCCCUGACGUGGUAUCGCAAUGUACAUAUGGAUCCACUUAUAUGGUAUUUA
Messenger RNA from Sphaeroforma arctica JP610, 1370 nucleotides. RefSeq lists its product as hypothetical. NCBI's taxonomy places the organism in Eukaryota, Ichthyosporea, Ichthyophonida. The record is from RefSeq and is a predicted model, not a curated record. The transcript has 8 exons. Bases 38 to 1222 code for a protein of 394 amino acids.